AUGGAGGACGAGGUGACGUUCCUCUUCCAGCUUGGCGUGAUGCGAGACGCUGUUUCUGCGCCCGCGCAUCGGCUUACACUAGCUCACCUCAAAGAACUUGCCGUUAAAUUCGUGCAUGAAAAGAUUCCAGAUAAUGGCCUGAAUCGACUGUCAGACAGAAUUCUGCUAUUUCGGCACGACUACUGCUCGCCGAAUGUGCUGCAACUGAUCAACUCCUCCACAGAUGUAACUGACGAGACGCUCGUUGAAAUUGUACUUACAGCAAAUCCUACGAUAUGUGAUCACGGUACGGAACAACCUUUGUCCAGACCACACGCUUUGGCAGUGCAUUCGUAUAAAGCUCCCACAUUUUGUGACUUUUGCGGGGAAAUGCUCUUCGGUCUUGUGCGACAGGGGCUAAAGUGUGAAGGUUGCGGUCUCAACUACCACAAACGAUGCGCUGUAAAAGUACCCUCGAAUUGUGAGUCUCCCGUAACGGGGACGGGGUCAGGAGCGCCCGCUGCGGGGGCGGGUGCGUCUUCGCGACGUCAGUCCGGUGCCCCCCGCAGCCCUUCGCGAACGUCUGCGCAUAGUCAUACCUCGCACGAAGACUCGCUGUUGGGGAGCACAAGCAAGCGAUCAACGAACACAUGGCCGACAGCCAGCUCACUGGGCAUCCCGCACACAUUCCAAGUGCACUCCUAUACUCGUCCCACGGUGUGUCGACUCUGCAAGAAGCUCUUGCGAGGUCUCUUCAAGCAGGGUUUACAAUGCAGGGAUUGCCAUUACAACGCUCAUCGGAAGUGUCUUUCGUUCGUGCCCAAGGACUGCGGUGGCGAGAUACGGGAUCUACACGGAGAGUUUCAAGACAACUGUAGCACAAGUAGCGAGGUCUCUGAUGGUUCCCGCGCCCCAUUGGAUGACGAAUCAGACGAAGGAGACACAAAUAAUUGUGAAAAUGACGAGCCCGUGCAGCUACGGCGAAGCGAAACAGAAGCUGAAGAAGAACCACAACGCGAUACUUCGCCUAGUAGACCUAGCAGUUCAUCAUCAUCACCUAGCGCGAACAUUCCGUUGAUGCGUAUCGUACAAUCGGUGAAGCACACAAAGAAGCGGGAGGGUCAAUGGCUGAAGCAGGGCUGGCUUGUGCACUUUACUAACAAGGAUACUACCCUUCGCCGUCACUACUGGCGAAUGGACAGCAAAUGCAUAACGUUAUUUACUUCGGAACAUGGCACCAAGUACUACAAGGAAAUACCUCUGAACGAGAUAUUGGCUAUUGACACAGCGAGACAGCCACACUCGGAGGUCAUGCACUGUUUUGAACUGCGUACUGCCAACGUGGACUAUUUGGUGGGUGCAGAGGAAGCUGGUUGCUCGCCACCGGAAUCAGGUUUAGGGGCGUACCUCGCUCGCUCUUGGGAGACUGCCAUCAGACAUGCGCUGCUACCACUUAAUCUAAACGUAUCACGAACCGGUGAAGGUCAAGCAAGCAAGAGCGAGCAGCGUGCAGAAGGUGGAAGAGUGGAAAUGUCGCAGCUGUACCAGAUACACCCAGACGAAGUCCUGGGCUCAGGACAAUUUGGCAUCGUAUACGCGGGUUUGCAUCGAGAUACACAACGGCCUGUUGCUAUCAAGGUAAUUGAUAAACUUCGUUUUCCAACGAAACAAGAGGCGCAGCUAAAGAAUGAAGUAGCAAUACUACAGAACUUGUCUCAUCCUGGAGUCGUAAACCUGGAGAGAAUGUUCGAGACGCCGGAGAGAAUUUUCGUGGUCAUGGAACGGUUGAAAGGGGAUAUGCUGGAGAUGAUCCUGUCACACGAAAGGGGAAGACUGCCCGAGAGGAUCACCAAAUUUGUGGUUGCUCAGAUUUUAGUCGCCCUGAAACAUUUACACGAGAAGAACAUAGUGCACUGUGACUUGAAGCCAGAGAAUGUUCUACUUUCCUCAGAUGAACAGUUCCCUCAAGUGAAGCUUUGCGAUUUUGGAUUCGCUAGGAUUAUUGGGGAGAAAUGCUUCCGACGGUCUGUUGUCGGUACACCAGCGUACCUGGCUCCUGAAGUACUCCGCAACGCCGGUUACAACCGAUCCUUGGACAUGUGGUCUGUGGGCGUCAUUAUCUAUGUAUCUCUAUCCGGAACGUUUCCCUUCAAUGAAGACGAAGAUAUAAACGAACAAAUUCAGAAUGCGGCUUUCAUGUACCCACCAACACCGUGGAGGGAGAUUUCGCCUGAAGCCAUUGACCUUAUUAACAAUCUGCUUCAAGUGAAGCAACGCAAGCGAUUGUCGGUAGACAAAUGCGCGGCACACGCUUGGCUCCAGACCCCGGAGGCGUGGGCGGAUCUAAGAGCCUUGGAGCAACUCGUCGGACAACGGUACCUCACCCACCCCAGCGAUGACGCGAGAUAUGCAGACCGCUGA
Leptosia nina is the source of this 2400-nucleotide messenger RNA. The record is from the annotation of a GenBank genome assembly. Lineage: Eukaryota; Metazoa; Arthropoda; Insecta; Lepidoptera; Pieridae.